Suillus plorans is the source of this 2514-nucleotide messenger RNA. RefSeq lists its product as uncharacterized. Gene Ontology annotation, molecular function: zinc ion binding; nucleic acid binding. Bases 1 to 2514 code for a protein of 837 amino acids. Lineage: Eukaryota; Fungi; Basidiomycota; Agaricomycetes; Boletales; Suillaceae. The transcript has 5 exons. The record is from RefSeq and is a predicted model, not a curated record.
AUGAGAGGAGUUGGUCACCAGAAAGACCCACGGACACUGGCGACGGCCAGAGUGGGGAAUGGACCACUAUUGAACGAAGGCGCGCUGCAGGCGCCAGAGAAUCUGACCCGGGAACAAGAAAACCUGGUGAGAGAAGCCGAAAAUAAGUUGACCCCGGCUGAGAAAGAAAGAGUUUGGACUAGAUGGAACAUACCUAGUCGUCCGUCAUCCGACGGCAGUGAGCCGGAGGAGUCCCAAGUAGCUGGACCCUCCAAGGACAAAGGAAAGGUCCCGGACCCCAGGAAUUGGGGCAACGCCAACCUCGAUGAGGAAGAUAUUGACCUGGAGGCCCAACGUGCUGCACUGGCGUCGUACCGAGCAGCACGAGGAGGAGGGCCGGACGUCAGGGCACAGGAAGAGGCGCUGCGCACAUAUAAGGCGGCGCAAGAAUGGGCCCAGAGCUCUGACGAAGGGUCAGCGCCAAGAGACGCUGAUAGCCGGACUCAACAGAAGGUCCCGGGAGAUGACUUGAUCACCAGGACCGAGGCAGAGGCCGCGGUGCGAGCUGCGGAAAAGAGGUACAAGAUCAGAUCUCGUCCGCUUCGAACCACGGCAAGCGAUAGAGAAACGUUAGAUCUAACUCCAAGGACGAAAAGAGGAAAGAGACGUACCAGGAUCGGAGAUAGAGAUCCCGUUGGUGCGCUAGUCGAUCAUGCACUGGAAAGGUCUUCGGACCCUAGAGAGCGGCGCGCGACGCCUAAGGCGAUGGACCCCGCGCGACAAGUGGCACCCAAAAGCUACAUAGGACAAGCGUUAGGCCGCUUGGACAAGCAGCGCGACAAAAGCGAAAGACGCACCCGAAGACGAGGAGACACAAAGAGACGACGCGAUCGUGCUAAAAAGAAAAGCACGUUAAAACCUAUCCCACCCGUAAAUUACGACGGCUCACCUGAUUCGAGGGCGUUUCACCAGUUUCUGACUGAGGGGACGGCCUAUGUCAAAGAUGGCCAUGUCGAACGAAAGAGGCGAGUUUACAUCCUCGCUCAUCAUCUAAAGGGGAGAGCGCGUGAGUUCUACAUAAGAGAAGUUUCUGGAGACCCUUACCGAUGGAGACUCCGGGAGUUCUUCACGAAAUUGUUUAACUAUUGUUUCCCUGUCAAUUUUAGAAUGGAACAGAGAGCGAAGUUAAAUAAAUGUUACCAAAAUACUAAGUCCGUCCGCGAGUACGUCUAUGAGCUGAGUGAACUCUGGAACAUGAUAGGCGACGUGGAGGAACGGCAAAAGGUGUCGCGAUUCUGGACAGGCCUAAGUCCCAGCAUCCAGGCUGAACUCUGGAAGAAGGAGUUAAACCCGGAAUCGUCGAGUUUCCGCGAAGUAAGAAACGCUGCAGAAAUAAUAGAAAUAGCACACUCAGUGCCAAUCCACCGGCGAGACAAGGAGAAACCCACUUCUGGCUCCGGAGGGACGAACGGAGGUGGCCAAAAUACCAAUCGCCGGGAGGAUGGACGGCUGCGACACAAGGACAAAGGAAACCGAGCCCCGCAAAAAGGCGAUGGCGGGUCUUGGAGAAAGCACGAUAGAGGGAAUCGUGCGGGAACUGCCGAAAACGGACUGAAUCGCGGACAGAGGAAGGAUACUGGACAAGGGAAAAACUCACCUGCAGAGAGGAAACCUGACCGGCUGAGUCAGGCUGAGAAAGAAAGGCACGCGGCUGAGGGCCUCUGCUAUGUGUGCCAUCAGCCAGGACAUAUAUCCAGGAAUUGCCCUGACAGGACCACUGUCAGAAGGACAGGGGGUGGUAAUGCGCCCCCUGGUGUACAGAACUUCAGCAUACAGGUAGACCUGAGCGAGGCAGAAAGGGUACCUCACCAAGAUGACGCCAUAGCGUCGAAUGGUGCCACCGAGCUCGGCUGUGCGUCCAUAGGACUAGACUAUGAAAGUUCGGAGAGUGACGAAGAGUCAGAUGAGGAAAGCGAAUCCGAGGAUGGAUAUCCCUUACCUUUGCCUAGAAGGCGCAGACCCACGACGUUCUACGAUGGACCUGGGAAGGAUCCUGACUGGGCGGCGCGGGGCGUUAAAGAAACGGCCAUGGGAGACCCAGUGGCCAUGCGGGCGAAAUAUAUACUGGAUGGAGGAUUCUACCCAUGGGAUACCAAUCCAUGGCUACCCAUCGACCCUGAACGAUUCUUCGUGUACUGUAUAUCUGAAAUAGAGCAUGUUAUAAUGGACAGGGAGGAUCGAAGGGACACCGAACUAACUGUGCUCACCUCACUGCUGCUGAACCCACAGUUCAGACUGGCCGAAUGGUAUGUGCAGAGGGUGGGGGCUCUUCAGGGAAUGGACCCAAAGCAAAUUCGUCAAUGGCGAAAUAGAGAACCAGGACCUAAGAUGACGAUGGAGACCCCAUUGUCGGCACGCGCAGAGCAGUUACUAAAGCAGCGGAGACGUUACCCGGGUGACCCGGUUCGUGGAACGCAUCACCCGGAGAGGUUUGACGUCCUGGUACGAGAAAAGGUUAACGGGGGCUCACGAUAG